CCCCCUUCAGCAUCUUCAGCAGGACAGUGAAGAAAGCUGGAGCGGGACAGCAGAUGCCAGACGAAAGAACUCUUUACCGAAGAUGGCCUCGCCGAGAACAGUAACCAUUGUCGCCCUAUCCUUCGCACUGGGCCUGUUUUUCGUGUUCAUGGGCACAAUUAAACUCACGCCGAGAUUAAGCAAAGAUGCAUACAGUGAGAUGAAAAGAGCAUACAAGAGUUAUGCCAAGGCCCUUCCAGCAUUGAAAAAGAUGGGUGUUUCUUCUGUACUUCUACGCAAGAUUAUUGGUACACUUGAGGUGGGAUGUGGAGUGGUUCUGACACUUGUGCCAGGGAGACCAAAAGACGUAGCCAACUUUAUUCUGCUACUGGUCAUGCUAGCAGUGCUUUUCUUCCACCAGCUGGUUGGAGAUCCUCUAAAACGCUACGCUCAUGCCCUGGUGUUUGGUAUUUUGCUGACUUGUCGGCUACUCAUUGCUCGCCAGGGUGAGGACCGGCCUGAGAGGGAGGAAAGAAGAGAGGAGCAGAUCAAUGCCCAGGAAAAGAACAAAGUCAAAAUUUCUUAGCUCAACAAUUUUCACACUGAGAGCCAUGUUUCUGUGGAUAGUAGAGAUUGUGCUGGGAUAAAAGCUCCAAAAUAUGAUUUCUGUCCCUCACUUACAUAUCAGCAGUCCAAAAAUCAGUUCUUAGUUUACCUUACCUCAUGUCUUCUGACCUGUAAAACCUCUUAUUUAAAUACAAAUCUUCACCUUGGACAAUCACCAUUGUGGCAACUGUUUUGGCUGUGGUUCUUAAGCAAAGAUUAAACUAGGGUUAUUCCAAGCUGUAAUUUUUAUGUCCCGAAUUGAACAAUAUUGUAUGAAUUGCCACUUUUAAUAUCAUACUGUGAUACAGUUAAGCUUCAGGUGCGAACAUUACUUAUUAUUUCCUUUUUGAACUACUGUAGAUUGAAACCGGUUACACAAAAUAAGUUAUGUUUACUUUGAGGAUUUUUGUUUAAACGUUAGUAUAUAAAAUCCCACCAAUAAUUUAACAUAAUUUAAUGAUAAUUUAAAGGUCAUACAUGAACAGUGGAUGGAUAUUAAUAUUCAGUUUUCUGUAUAUCCUCAAACUUUGCCAUAAUCGUCAAAAAUGAAAAUAUAGAAACCGUUUGUUCAGCAACAAGUUCUGCAUAUUAUUUAUUGUAAUGCAUCUGUUUUUUACUUACACAAAGAAAUGUAAGAAGUUUCGUCUCUUUGUUUCUUUUACAAAAAUGUAUUUUCUUGCUGACUCUUGAAAUUGUCCAAUAAAAAUCUUAUCCAUGGAAUCUAAUGGGUUCUUGCUCCUUUUAAAACCUAGAAAUACAAUAUUGUGUUUUCUCUUUAGAUUGAUACAUUAUGUGUCAUUAUGAAAACUUAAGGUAAUUUGACUUUUACUAUUGUAUUUUCUUUAGAAUGAUCAUUUGCUGUUUGUAUUGAGUGUAAAUACUUAUACUUAACAGAGAACAUGGAUUUGAUUUGGAUGCAACAACCUGGUCCGCAAACUUAAUUGGGCAUUUUACUUCACAAAGUAUAGGUCAUGUUGCACUUUUAACAGUGAGAAAAUACCCUGAUAUGUUUGUGCAUGCAGAU
This is a messenger RNA of Xyrauchen texanus (razorback sucker), 1609 nucleotides long. It is a transcript of the gene tmem35, whose product is annotated as transmembrane protein 35. The transcript is spliced from 2 exons. Gene Ontology annotation, cellular component: endoplasmic reticulum. The record is from RefSeq and is a predicted model, not a curated record. Gene Ontology annotation, molecular function: acetylcholine receptor regulator activity. Bases 83 to 565 code for a protein of 160 amino acids. Gene Ontology annotation, biological process: positive regulation of protein localization to cell surface; chaperone-mediated protein complex assembly. Lineage: Eukaryota; Metazoa; Chordata; Actinopteri; Cypriniformes; Catostomidae.